AUGGUUACAGUCAUUGCCGCACACGUGCAAGAUACAGAUGAACCGCGGCCACCUCGCUGCGGCUUCCCCGUCGUGGGCGACCACCCGUGGCUGGUGGCGCUCGGCUUCACAGGACCCGACGGCCGCGUCGUCUUCUCGUGCUCGGGCGCGCUCAUCAGCGACCAGCACGUGGUCACGUCGGCCCGCUGCCCACUCAGUGUUCGAGGCUACAACCUCAGCACGGCUAGAGUGGGCGAGUACGACUUUAGCACCCAGCGGGAUUGCCUGUGGUUCGAACCGACCAUGUGCAUCGAGGCUAAGGACGUGGCCGUCCACUCGGCCACCGUGCACCCAGACUUCGUCAAGCACGGCAGCGACCCGAGCCGUUUCGACGUGGCGCUGGUGCAGCUGUCGAAACCGGUGACGGUGGGUCACGGCGUGCAGCCCAUCUGUCUGCCCAUGUUCCCACUACGUCCCCAGCCGCAUUACCUGUUUGCGCUGAUGAUGGGCCUGCACAACGGGCCGCAGCCGGCGGCCGAUGGUGCUGCCACCCGUCGCGAGUGCGGCCGCCAGUGCAGCACCACCACACACGUGAUGGACGAAGAGAGGCUAGCCGUGUACAACACCAGCUACGAUGGCCCGGGGCCGUGCCGAUACCGGCUGCUGUCGGAGGCGGACGGCGAGCCAAACCGCUGUAUAGGCUCGGGCACGCCGUGCGUGGCCGACCUGGGCGCGCCCCUGGUGGCCCCCGACCAGUUCGGCUCGGCCUACUUCCUGAUGGGCGCGGCCAGCAUGCGACCAGUGCAGAGGGAGUGCCACCGGCCGGACGCGUCGGUGUCGUACGCGCCCGUGCUGCCGCACGUCCGCUGGAUCCUGGACAGUCUGACCAUGCUGGCCUCCAACUGA
Molecule: messenger RNA, 885 nt
Organism: Pollicipes pollicipes
Lineage: Eukaryota; Metazoa; Arthropoda; Thecostraca; Pollicipedomorpha; Pollicipedidae
Product: CLIP domain-containing serine protease 14D
Exons: 2
Coding region: 1-885 (294 amino acids)
Biological process (GO): proteolysis
Molecular function (GO): serine-type endopeptidase activity
Source: RefSeq, a predicted model, not a curated record